AAAAUUUUCAUCCAAAAGUAGUCACUUCCCAUGUCGUAUAGUCUCCAAUUGUUUCAAUCCGUCCAUUUUUGGUGGAAUUUACACUUUGAGAUUGUGAAUACUUGGCAUUGUUGGUACUAGAGCUCUCCUCAGAUCGUUAAGUGAAAAAACAAUGAUCUGGGUGGUGACCAGGGUGCUUGCGGUGGAGAAAGUGGUGAAUGCAAGGUACGGAGUGAUUGAGCAGUGGGCAUUGUUGUUGAGGAAAGCGUGGCCUAAGGGAGAGAAGAGAAAAUUGUCAGAAGAUUUCUAUUUUAGCAUUCUACCAACUGAAAUGCAGGAUACUAAUAAAGUAUCUUCAGAACCUCACGGACUUUUCUAUUUAGAUGCACCGUCAGCAUCUGUGUGUCUACUAAUCCAAUUAGAGAAGCCUGCAACAGAAGAAGGGGGAGUGACUCCUUCUGUUUAUUCAUGUAAAGAACCUGUGCACUUUACUGAGAGAGAAAGGCAGAAACUGCAGGUGUGGUCUCAAAUUAUGCCUUACAGAGAGUCCUUUGCCUGGGCUAUUGUUCCUUUAUUUGAUAAUAGCAUUGGUGGAGCUUCUGGUGGAUCUGCUUCUCCUAGUAGCCGUCUUGCUCCCAGCAUGUCUGGGUCUAGUUCCCAUGAGGGUGUCCUUGAGUCUGUUGCAAAGAUUACAUUAGAUGGGAAGAUGGGUUAUUCAAGUGGAAGCAUUAUUGUUGUGAAAAUAUCUAACUUGCCUAAAGUGAGAGAAAGCUAUACCGAGGAGUCACUUCAGGUAUAAUGGACAUCUAACUUGCUCUGUUUUAUUUGACAUUCUAGUUGAUUUCUGGCUUUUAUUUUCUAUGGUUUGCAAAGAAAAGUUGAAGACUAGUUGAAGUCCUUCAUUUCUUCCAUCCCUAUAUGCAUAAUUUUGAUUGCUUAUAAUGUUUAAUGGAGUCAUUACAUGCCAAUAUAAACUGGCUGAAGGU
Molecule: messenger RNA, 965 nt
Organism: Rubroshorea leprosula
Lineage: Eukaryota; Viridiplantae; Streptophyta; Magnoliopsida; Malvales; Dipterocarpaceae
Source: the annotation of a GenBank genome assembly